GGUCUUUCCAGUGUUUCUCUAGUCCAGUGCUCACGUGCGUCCGUACAGCUGAUCGUGACGUGUCUCUUUCUCUCAGUGGCAACAUGGCGGACUGGAACAGAGGUCAUGGCUCCGUCGACGACAUGCUGGAUGCUGAAAACAAACGAAUGACUGACAAUUUGGCCACCAAAGUCUCCAGACUGAAAUCUCUGGCCUAUGAAAUUGACCGAGAGGUGGACGAUCAGAACGAGUACUUAGACGGCAUGGACUCCAACUUCAUGAGUGCCACAGGCCUGUUGAGCGGCAGCGUGAAGCGUUUUUCCACCAUGGUCCGAUCUGGCAGAGACAACCGCCGUCUCCUCUGCUACGUCUCCCUGGGGCUGGUCGUCGUCUUCUUCCUGCUCUACUACCUGGUUUCAAGGAUCCAGCGCUGACCGUGACGUGGAGCACGGACUCCAGCUCUGUAUAUACGUUUAAAUAACCUCUGGUCCUCUGCGUUUUAUCCGGCACCGAAGUGGGAACAAGCUGGACAUUGAAGGGCAGUGGUUGUGCGAGCUGCUGCAGGACAGGUGCUGCUCACCUCUGGAACUUGUGUUGUCGAGGCUCCUGGACUAGUUUUUGUGGGGGGGGGGAGUAAAUGAAUCUACACACUCCUGCUUGUAGAUCUGCUGUCUUCAAUCAACUUUUUGAAGCCAGGAAGUCCAAAUUUGGGCAGAGAGUAGGCGGAGCCUGAGUGGCAUCCAAUGAUAAAUAAAAAAAGUUGUUUUUUUUAAAUAAAAAGAGCUGUGUCUCAGAUUCUGACCAAACAACAACCUGAAUGCCAGGAAGAUAGAUUUUUUUUAAACUUCAAAAUAAAAGCAUCAGUUUCUACCAAAUGAAAACUCCUGAUUAGUUCAUGUUUAAACACCACCACUUAUUUAUGUUGGUCUGUGUGUUAAUCUGAGAACACAACUGACCUGACUGGUUUUGGCUGAUCUUUGGUGGCAGCAGUUUUCUUUUGUCUUCAUUUAUUUAUUUAUUUUUUAUUUUUUUGGUAUAAAAAUGUUUACUUGUGAUUUUGUUUUUGUUUGUCGUUGUUUUCUGACAUUACAUAAACUCUGUCUUUAACUAGUUU
Austrofundulus limnaeus is the source of this 1093-nucleotide messenger RNA. It is a transcript of the gene bet1l, whose product is annotated as Bet1 golgi vesicular membrane trafficking protein-like. Lineage: Eukaryota; Metazoa; Chordata; Actinopteri; Cyprinodontiformes; Rivulidae. The record is from RefSeq and is a predicted model, not a curated record. The coding region runs from base 84 to 413 and encodes 109 amino acids. The transcript has 4 exons.